This is a messenger RNA of Trematomus bernacchii (emerald rockcod), 4986 nucleotides long. RefSeq names its product vitellogenin-1-like. NCBI's taxonomy places the organism in Eukaryota, Metazoa, Chordata, Actinopteri, Perciformes, Nototheniidae. Gene Ontology annotation, molecular function: lipid carrier activity. The transcript has 34 exons. The record is from RefSeq and is a predicted model, not a curated record. Gene Ontology annotation, biological process: lipid transport. Bases 9 to 4925 code for a protein of 1638 amino acids.
CAUCAGCCAUGAGAGUGAUUGUGCUUGCCCUGACCUUGGCCUUCGUGGCUGCUCAGCCCCAUAACUUGGCUCCUGAUUUUGCUGCCGGUAAGACUUAUGUCUACAAAUAUGAGACACUGCUCCUGGGCGGUCUUCCGGAUCAAGGUUUGGCAAGAGCCGGACUCAAAAUCAGCAGCAAAGUUCUCAUCAGUGCAGCAGGUCAAAAUACAUUCAUCCUGAAGCUUGCUGAACCAGAGAUCGCUGAGUUCAGUGGUGUCUGGCCCAAGGAUCCUUUAGUCCCAGCACCAAAGGUGACCGCAGCCCUGGCCGCUCAGCUCUUGACUCCCGUCAAGUUUGAGUAUGCCAAUGGUGUUGUUGGAAAAGUCUUUGCCCCUGAGGUAAUCUCAACAAUGGUGCUGAACGUCUACAGAGGUAUCCUGAAUGUUCUUCAGCUCAACAUCAAGAAGACACAGAAUGUCUAUGAGAUGCAGGAGGCUGGAGCUCAGGGUGUGUGCAAGACCCUUUAUGCCAUCAGUGAAGACGAAAAGGCUGAACGCAUCCAUUUGACAAAGACCAGGGAUCUGAACCACUGUCAGGAGAGGGUGAUGAUGGAUAUAGGAUUGGCAUACACUGAGAAAUGUGUAAAGUGUCAGCAGAAUUCAAAGAACCUGAGAGGAGCUACAGCAUACAAUUACGUCUUGAAGCCAGUUGCUAACGGCAUCCUGAUCCUGGAGGCAACAGUCAAUGAAGUGAUCCAGUUCUCACCUUUCACUGAAAUGAAUGGAGCUGCUCAGAUGGAGACAAAGCAAUCCUUGGUCUUCCUUGAGAUUCAGAGAGCCCCUAUUGUACCCAUCGAGGUUGAGUAUCUUCACCGUGGAUCUCUCAAGUACGAGUUCUCCACUGAGCUUCUUCAGACACCCAUUCAGCUCAUCAAGAUCACCGACGUCAAGGCUCAGAUUGUGGAGGCUCUGAAUCAUCUGGUUGCCCACAACGUUGAGAGAGUCCAUGAAGAUGCACCUCUGAAGUUUUUGGAACUCAUUCAGCUCCUCCGUAAUGCACAUUUUGAAGACCUGGAAAUGCUCUGGAGCCAAUACAGAACCAAACCUGCCUACAGACAGUGGAUCCUGGAUGCAAUCCCUGCCACUGGAACUCCUGCCGCUCUGAAAUUCAUCAAGGAGAAAUACAUGGCUGGUGCCUUGUCUGUUGCUGAAACUGCUCAGGCUUUGAUUGUAUCUGUUCACAUGGUGACAGCAAACACUGAGGCCAUCAAGAUCAUCCAGGAAAUGGCAGUCAACAACAAGAUAGUGCAAAACCCAAUUCUGCGUGAGAUCGUCCUCCUUGGAUAUGGUACCAUGAUUGCAAAACACUGUGUUGAGAUGGCUGUCUGCCCUGCUGAACUUGUUAAGCCCAUCCAAGAGCUCCUUGCAGAGGCUGUUGCUAAAGAUGAGACCCAGGACAUCAUCCUGCUCCUGAAAGUUUUGGGAAACGCUGCCCAUCCUACUAGCCUUAAGCCCAUCACAAAGAUCCUGCCCAUUCAUGGCACUGCAGCUGCAUCUCUGCCCAUGAGAGUCCAUGCUGAUGCCAUCCUGGCCCUGAGGAACAUUGCAAAGAAGGAGCCUAGAGUGAUUCAAGAAUUGGCCAUUCAGCUUUACAUGGACAAGGCUCUUCACCCAGAGCUGCGUAUUCUUGCAUGCAUUGUGCUGUUUGAGACAAGGCCUCCAAUGGGUUUGGUAACAACUCUUGCCAAUAUUGUGAAGACAGAGCAGAAUCUGCAGGUAGCAAGCUUCACUUAUUCUCACAUGAAGGCCCUGACAAGGAGCACUAUCCAUGCCACAGUUGCUGCAGCUUGCAACGUCGCCAUGAAGAUCUUGAGCCCAAGGCUAGACAGACUGAGCCUACGUUUCAGCAAAGCCAUCUACAUGGAUGUCUAUAACAAUCCCUUAAUGCUUGGUGCUGCUGCCAGCGCUUUCUACAUCAAUGAUGCUGCCACCAUUCUGCCCAGAUCCUUGAUGGCUAAAACCACUGCCUACCUUGCUGGAGCUGCUGCUGAUAUUCUGGAGGUUGGAGUUAGAACUGAGGGACUCCAGGAGGUUCUUCUGAAAAACCCUGAACUCGUUGACAAUGUUGACAGGAUCACCAAGAUGAAGCGUGUUAUUAAGGCUCUUUCUCAGUGGAAGGCUCAGCCCAACAGUGCACCUCUGGCAUCCGUCUAUGUCAAAUUAUUCGGACAAGAAAUUGCCGUCGCCAACAUCGACAAAGUUUUGAUUGACCAGGCCAUUGCGCUUGCCACUGCACCCUCUAUGAAGGAAUUGGGUAUGAAUGCUCUCAAGGCUCUGCUGGCUGGUACUUCCAUGAACUUCGCUAAGCCCCUGCUUGUCACUGAAGUGAGGCGUAUCCUGCCAACUUCUGCAGGUCUUCCAAUGGAGCUCAGUCUGUACACCGCUGUCGUGGUUGCUGCAUGUGUUCAAGUCAAGGCCAUCACAACACCAGCUCUGCCAGAAAACUUCCAUCUUGCUCACCUUCUGAAGACUGACAUACAGCUUGAGACUGAGAUCAAACCAAGCAUUGCUUUGAACACAUUUGCUGUGAUGGGAAUAAACGCCCUCUUACUCCAGGCUAAUGUGAUGUCAAGAGCUAAAUUCAACUCCAUUCUCCCAGCCAAAAUCACCGCAAGACUCGACCUCAACGAGGGCCACUUUGAGAUUGAAGCUCUGCCCGUUUCUGCGCCUGAAAACAUUGCAACUGUUCUAGUUGAGGCUUUAGCUGUGAUAAGAAAUAUGGAGGAUCGUGCUGCUGAAAGAAUCACCCCCAUCAUCCCUCCCAAACUCUUGCCGCCCAUUUCAUCUGCUUCUGCUAGUUUGUCUUCAGAGAUCCUUAGCCAGGAGGUCGAAGCCCCCAUCAUUACACCCAAAGCAGUGCAGUUUGAGAAGAAGUAUUGUGCUAAAGCUGUUGCCCUCGGACUGAAGGGAUGUUUGAGGGUUGCCACUGAGAAUGCUGCUUCCCUCCAUGCUGCUAUUUUGUACAAACUGGUUGGAAAGCACUCUGCUGCUCUCUCCUUAAAACCAAUUGAAGGAGAGGCCAUUGAGCGACUGGAAUUUAAGGUUCAGAUUGGACCAAAGGCUGCAGACAUGCUUGUUAAACAGAUCAACCUGAGUGACGACAUUCUUGAAGAACAACCACUUAUGAUGAAGCUGAAGAAACUCCUGGUCCCUGAUCAGAGGGUCAAAUCAUCUUCCUCUUCUAGCUCCAGCAGCUCUCGCUCAACUAGCUCCAGCUCCAGCUCCAGUUCCAGCUCCUCCUCUCGUGUUGCCAGCAAGGCCUUUGAUGCAUCUGUGAGCAAAACCAGCUCGGCAUCUAGCCUUACAUCACUCUUUAGGCAUAGCUCAAGCUCCUCCAGCUCCGGUGCUCGUCCCACAAUGCAACUGAUUGCUCGCAAGUUCCAGAUGAACCACAAGUUGCAGACUCUCACCUCUCAAGCAUCGAUCGUUUCCAAAAGCAGAAGCAGUGACUCAAGCUUUGAGGCCAUCACCACACAGAACAGAUUCCUUGCCAAAGAUAUUGCUCCUAUCUUUGCAAUCAUCGUCCGUGUCAUCAAAGUCGACAAGAGGGUGAUUGGAUACGAACUGGCAGGCUACUUGGACAGAUCUACCUCCAGACUUCAGAUUGUUCUGGCUGCCUUGGCUGCCGAUGACAACUGGAAGCUCUGUGUUGAUGGAGUUCUUCUUAGCAAACACAAAGUCACAGGUCAAAUCGCCUGGGGAGAACAAUGCAAGCAGUACAACAUAAUGAUCACAGCCGAGACAGGUCUUCUUGGAAAAAGCCCUGCAGCUCGCCUCAGAGCGACCUGGAAAGAACUGCCUUCUGCCCUUAAACGCUAUGCAAAGAAGGUUUAUCACUACAUUCCUGCUAACACACCAGCUGGCGUGAUCAAAGGAAAGGAUGAAACGAGCGUCAAUCAGCUGUCCUUAACAGUGGUUGCCACAUCUGCCAAAAUCAUUGAACUCAUUUGGAAAGCACCAACACGUACUGUCUAUAAGCUGGACCUGCAUCUUCCAAUGGCUCUGCCACUUGAAAAAAUCAAGAGUCUUACCCCCUUCGAUGAGGUUAUUGAUAAUGUCAACUACAUCCUUGCCGAGGCUGGCGCAGCUGAAUGUAGCUUUGCCAACAACAUAUUGACCACAUUCAACAACAAAAGAUACAAGAACGAGAUGCCCCAAUCUUGCUACCAAGUUCUGGCACAGGAUUGUACCAAUGAGCUUAAAUUCAUGGUUCUGCUGAAGAAGGAUCGAAUUGAACAGAACGACAUCAACGUGAAAAUCGCUGAUAUCGAUAUUGACCUGUACGCUAGGAACAGUGAAGUGUUUGUGAAGGUCAAUGGAAUGGAAAUACCCAGCAACAACCUGCCAUACAAGCAUCCCACAGCUCCAAUCCAGAUCAAGCGUAAGGGUGAUGGUAUCUCUGUGAUCGCUCCCAGUCUUGGUCUACAUGAAGUCUACUUUGACAAGAACUCAUGGAUGAUUAAAGUUGUGGACUGGAUGAAGGGACAGACCUGUGGACUCUGUGGAAAGGCUGACGGAGAAAUCAGACAGGAGUACCAAACACCCAACGGACGCUUGACAAAGAGCGCAGUCAGCUUCGCUCAUUCCUGGGUUCUCCCAGCCGAGAGCUGCAAGGACAGCACCGAGUGCCACAUGAUGCUUGAAUCUGUGCAGCUGGAAAGUCAGAUAAACAUCCAUGGCCAGGAAUCUAAAUGCUUCUCUGUUGAGCCUGUGCUGCGCUGCCUGCCCGGCUGCUUCCCUGUGAAGACCACCUCCGUCACUGUUGGCUACCACUGCCUGCCUGCUGAUGUCCAGAAUCGCCCCGAGGACAUCUAUGAUAAGAGCAUGGACCUGAGGGAAACAGCAGAAGCCCACCUCGCCUGCAUCUGCACUGCUCAGUGUGCUUAAUAAUAUUAACUUCUUUCAAUAACUUGCAUCAUGUUUUGAAUAAAAUUCAUUACAAAGAAAA